AUGGCAACCCGCAAAAGCGCGCGCAUUGCGCUCAGGUCAUCCAUAACCUAUCAGGACGGCUCAACUGAGCAGCAGGAUGAGCUCGGCUCCGAUCCAUGGAGUACGCCCUCACGCGAGAUGAGCGACGACACCGCCGACGAUGAGACGCGCCCAACCAAACUGCGGAAAACGGCCACCACAUCGGCAAAGUCAAAGUCUACGCCAGCAUCGCGACCGCGCCAAAUCCCCCCAACUACCACGGCACCGCUCCCGAAAGAACAUCUCGCAGCCCCAUUUCGCAACCAUCCCCAAUCUUAUCAUCAAGACCCACUCAUUCACCCAACUCUCCUCACCUCCCGCACAACUCGCGACGCCCUCCUCACCUGGUUCACAUCCGCCCUCUCCAACCGCUCCAUGCCCUGGCGGAAGCCAUUUCUCCCCGCGCCUUCGACAUCAAAGGUCUCUGCGUCCUUUCGUACCGCCCUUGCCAAACGCGCCUACGAGGUCUGGAUUUCAGAAGUCAUGCUCCAACAGACCCGCGUGGCAACCGUCGUCGACUACUGGACGCGUUGGAUGGCGCGGUGGCCUACUAUUCAGGAUUUAGCCCAAGCGACUGAAGAGGAAGUAUUGGCGCAGUGGCGGGGCUUGGGGUACUAUGCGCGGGCGAGGCGGGUAUGGGAGGCCGCGCGGUGGGUCUGUAAGCAGGACGAAGAAGGUGACGGAGAGGGGCUGAUGCCUUGUGAUGUCGAAGGACUGAUGCGUGUGCCUGGAGUUGGGCGGUACACGGCGGGCGCGAUUGCAGCGAUCGUGUUCGGGGUGGCUGCCCCCAUGGUGGAUGGGAAUGUGUUGAGGGUGCUGAGUCGGCAGUUGGGCGUGCUUGGGGACGUGAAGGGCGACAAAAAGGUGAUCCAGUUGAUCUGGGAUGUGGCGGAUCAGUUGGCGAAGAAUGUUGCGGCGGAUGGCGGUGAUGAGGAAGCGAGCGAUCGACCGGGACGCUGGGGGCAAGCGUUGAUGGAAUUGGGGAGUACCGUUUGCACCCCCAAGCCAAAUUGCGCGGCGUGUCCAAUCACUGAAACAUGUCGUGCAUAUGCGGAAGGGUUGGCUCUGGCCGAGAAACGCCCACUGGCUGGCAUGGUGGGCGAUAUUGAGGAUCUUUGUACCCUCUGUGCUCCGCUCGAAGAAGCGGCAGAGGAGGCAGACGCCGCAGCUGUGGAAGAGCCAAGAACUACUCGAGGCGAUUCCAAACUAUCUCGAUUCUUCGCACCGACAGGCUCCGCAAAAGAAACCGGGCCCGAACCUUCUAAGCCGGACCCUCAGACACUGGGCAUCAUCGUCAACCACGCUCGGAAGUUCCCUCUCAAGAAGCCUAAGAAGGAGAUUCGGGAGGAAGAGACGGUAGUUUGUGCUAUUCGCCGCCCUUCUGACGGGCAGUAUCUCAUCCAACGAAGACCGGCUAAGGGCCUGUUGGCUAACCUCUGGGAACUCCCCAGCCUAGUAUUGCCGGCAUCCAACGACAGUAUUCUCAGGGCGCGGAGAGUGAAGGCUCAGAGGUUUUUCAUGGAUCACUUGGUGGUGUCGAACCGGGGGGACAAUGUUCCGAGCACCUGGGAGUAUCUGGGAGAGAUUGACAGUGUGCCAUGGUUGUUUUCUCAUCUCAAACUCACGAUGCAUAUCCAUGCUUUCGAGAUAGAAAAUGAGGUCACAGUGUUGGACGCGCAAAAACGAUGGGCGAAUCCUGACGAGAUCGAUGCAGAGUCCAUGGGCACAGGCAUGAGGAAGUGUUGGGCACUCGUAAAAAAAUAUUACGAAGGGGAGGCAAAGAAGGCAACAAGCACUGCCAUCAGCUAA
Molecule: messenger RNA, 1827 nt
Organism: Dichotomopilus funicola
Lineage: Eukaryota; Fungi; Ascomycota; Sordariomycetes; Sordariales; Chaetomiaceae
Product: A/G-specific adenine DNA glycosylase
Exons: 1
Coding region: 1-1827 (608 amino acids)
Biological process (GO): base-excision repair; mismatch repair
Cellular component (GO): nucleus
Molecular function (GO): 8-oxo-7,8-dihydroguanine DNA N-glycosylase activity; oxidized purine DNA binding; 4 iron, 4 sulfur cluster binding
Source: RefSeq, a predicted model, not a curated record